AUGCUCAGCGGGGAGGACGACAGCGGCUGGUCAAUGGGGUCCAGCAUCAGCGAUGGCGGUGCAUCCGACACACGACACGACGAUCUGGUCGUCCGAGAGCACGUCACGGUAGCACACAAGCGUUUCGAGGUCAAGGGGCCCGGCCCGGGCAGUGUGUUGCCCAUCACGGCGGCCCGCCGCAGUGCUCGGGCGUUGACGACUGACCGGGUUUGGCCAUGUCCCGCUGCAGCGCUCGGUGUCGCAUCAGCGGCGGGCUGUCCCGGACAGUGGCCGUCUCUGGACAUGCGCGGGGUGUCUACGGCUGACCGGGUCUGGUCAGCGUGCGCGGUCUUCAGACGGUCGGAUGCGUCGUGUGCGCUCCCGCUGAUCGCUGUGGGCUGCCAGCUGACUGGGUCCGGUCAGUGUCGCUGGCCGUCACGGCGCGCCGCUGCUAUCGCGCUCGUAUUGGUUGUCGCCAGCGUGCGCGCGGGGCAGCUGGCUGACAUGCUCGCGCGUGGGUGGACUGUCGCUUUGACAUCCCGGUUGACGUGUCGGUCUGUCCAGGAGACAUUGGAGCAGAGCGGGGACUGCAAAGCGGCGGUCGAAGGCGGACCCGCGGGCGAUCUGUUUGGCAGAAGAACUGAGCGGGAGGUGGCGGCGGCGGCUUGGACGAAGGGCGCGGCGUGCGCGACACACAGGGCGCGGGAUGUGCCCUGUCAAGAGCACUGGAAUGAGCACGGGGAGUGA
Molecule: messenger RNA, 726 nt
Organism: Postia placenta MAD-698-R-SB12
Lineage: Eukaryota; Fungi; Basidiomycota; Agaricomycetes; Polyporales; Adustoporiaceae
Exons: 6
Coding region: 1-726 (241 amino acids)
Source: RefSeq, a predicted model, not a curated record